This is a messenger RNA of Oikopleura dioica, 2214 nucleotides long. Lineage: Eukaryota; Metazoa; Chordata; Appendicularia; Copelata; Oikopleuridae. The record is from the annotation of a GenBank genome assembly.
AUGAAGCUUUUGUCUGAUGACCGACCACAAGAAGCAUUCGAACAUAUAAUGAGUUGCAUGCAAGAUCCUAAGAAGGAGAUUCUCAAGAAGAUCUACAUCAAUCCAAGUAAAAUCGAGCGCGACGGCAAUGAAUUGGGAAAAGGAGCCUUCGGUACCACUCAUGCGGGUAGAUUAAAAAACGACACGGGAGUUACUAUUCAUAAAAUUGCUAUAAAGACGAUGAAAAGUGCGGUUAGCAAUGGAGUCAAGGGUCCUGGAUAUUCAGACAAGUCGACAUCCCUGGGAAGCAAUAAAUAUGCCAGUGGCGAUUCAGGAAUAGAAAGUUGCGAGUAUUUCGACGCAGAACAUGCAAAAGCGAUCUUUGACGAGGCAAUUCAAAUGAACAAUUUCGAACAUAACAAUGUCAUGAAACUCAUCGGAGUUUCUUUCAACGACUUCGCUGAGCCAGAAAUGAUUCUCCCUUUGAUGGACUGUGGGGAUCUUAGAAACUAUGUUAAAAAUGACGAAAACGUGCUUCUCAUUAGUGACUGUCUCAAAUUUUGUCAACAAGCUGCUGAAGGAAUGAAUUAUCUCGUCCACCAAGGAGUCAUUCAUCGAGAUCUCGCCGCUAGAAACUGUCUCUUAGAAAGCAUGGACAAUAACAGGAUCAACUUGAGAAUUGCAGAUUUUGGUCUUUCGAAAACAUUCGAAAAACUGUAUCAGGAAGAAUACGUUUCUCGAAGCCAAACAAAGCUCCCUUUGAAAUGGCUGGCCAUAGAAGUUCUUCAGCGGCGUAUGUUCUCAGAAAAGUCUGAUGUGUGGGCAUUUGGCAUUCUUACUUGGGAAAUAUUCACGAGAGGAGCAGUUCCGUACGGACCUCUAGGCGACUGGGCUGGCGGCUUCUUAUUCGGCUAUGAUACUGGAGUCAUCAGUAGUGCCCUUCUUCUGAUAGAGAAAGACUACCACUUUACGACAAUUCAAAAAGAACUUAUAGUCACCAUCACGCUAGCAUGCGCGGGUGUAUUUUCCCUGCUCGCUGGGCCGAUCAAUAAAAUUUUCGGAAGACGAAAAGCUAUCAUUGGCUCUGCAAUUCUCUUUGGAGUCGGUUCUCUAAUUCUUCUCGCAGCUAAAGGAUUAAGUGAGCUGUUGAUUGGAAGAGGCGUCGUUGGAAUCGGCCUUGGAAUUUCUUCAAUGGCUGUUCCCGUGUAUCUGUCAGAAUGUGCCCCACCAAGUGUCCGAGGAAAGUUGAAUACGGCGAAUCAAAUCAGCAUUACAUUUGGAGAAUGGGUUGCUGCUCUGCUUGGAGGAAUGGUGGCAAAGAUCUCGUUUGGUUGGAGAAUAUUGCUUGGUGCUGCUGUUCUGCCUGCUUGCAUUCAACUUUUCGGAUUCCUCUGCUCUCUGCCUGAGAGCCCAAGGUAUCUGCUCGAACAGGGGAGACGUGAUGAAGCAGCUAAAGUUUUGAAAAUGAUUCGGAGAGCAGAAUGCACUCAGGAGCUGAACGAAAUGGCGGCUGCGAUAGAUUCGGAACGAAGAGACAAGAAUCAGUCGGUUUUCAUCGGAGUCGGAAGAAAAGCAUUGAUUCUAGCGUGUGGGCUUCAGCUGGUCGCACAACUGAGCGGAGUGAAUACAAUUAUGUACUACGCGGGAUCGAUUGUUUUCAGCUCUGGAAUUGUGCAAGAAAGGUCUUCAGCCAUUUGGAUCGUUCUUGGCAUAAUUUCUGUUCAUUUCGCGACUUCUUUCAUUGGCUUCAUUACUAUCGACAGAUAUGGAAGGCGACCACUCAUUCUGAUAUCACUUGGAUUCACUAUCCUGGCUCUUUGGAUUCUCUCUCUCGGAACGCAUCUGAAUAACAGAUUCGAAUCGCCAGUUGACUUCAACAGCUCAACAUGCCAAAACCUCGAAAAUGCAGAAACCUUCCUCGAGCCAACAACAUGUAGUGAUUGCUCAAAACUGUACGGCAAUACUUGUGGAUUUUGCGAAACAGAGGACUCAGGAUAUUGCACGACAAAUUGCACAACAGGCGAGCUUUGGAUCGACUACUGCCCUGCUAAUAAAGCGUCAAUUCUGCCAGUAAUUGGAAUGCUUCUUUAUUUAAUAAGCUUCAGCCCUGGUCUUGGCCCGGUUCCUUGGGCAGUCGGAUCCGAGAUUUUCCCCAAUCAAUCCGAGAUACCGGAAUGGGACUCGCUGUAUUUGCCCAUUGGGCUGGCAACACAAUUAUUUCCGUUUCAUUUCUAA